This is a messenger RNA of Pelodiscus sinensis (Chinese soft-shelled turtle), 2260 nucleotides long. The record is from RefSeq and is a predicted model, not a curated record. Lineage: Eukaryota; Metazoa; Chordata; Testudines; Trionychidae.
GACUGACCCCCCCCUCCCUCUCCGCAGCAAGAACCCAGCCUUGACCUGCUGGAGGCGUUCACCGAGCACUGGAAGGGGCUCACUCACUACUACAUAGAGACCACAGAUGAAAACACCCCAGUUAGGGAGACGGAUAUCCCCUGGCGCCUGAAACAGAUGCUGGACAUUCUGGUGUAUGAGGAGAAGCAACAACCGGCAGGGGAGACGGGGCCUUGCUUGGAAUACCUGCUGCAGCACAAAAUCUUGGAGACCCUCAGCACUCUGGGGAAAGCAGAGUAUCCACCCGGCAUGAGGCCGCAGGUGUUUCUCUUCUUCAGCCGAGUCCUGGGACAAGUGCAGCAUCCGCUCUUGCACUACCUGAAUGUGCACAGACCUGUCCAGAAGCUCCUUCAGCUCGGCAGCGACGCGCUCGGCUCGGCGACUGAGAGGGAAGAGGUGCAGUUUGCUGCGGUUCUGUGUGCAAAGAUCAAGCAGGACCCCGCCCUGCUCACGUACAUCCUGGAGGGCAAGGAUCUUCUAAGGGGGCAGAAGCCUUCCCGUCAGCUCUGCUGCCCACAGGGAGAAGCUGGCAGCAGCCAGGGAGAGCCCGUCGCUGCCAAUGGAGCCCUGGCCGCGUCUCCAGAGCACCCCUGGGGAGACGCAGCCUGCGCCAGCCUGGCAGGGAAACCAAAGAAGCCUCUCUCCAGCUCCUCCCCUCUGAACAGUGAAAACAAUCUGAUCACGUCUUUAAUCACCCUGUGCAAGAGCCAGAAGAGCAGGGUUGCACUGAAGGCUCAGGAGAACUUGCUGCUUCUCAUCAGCGUGGCCCAGCAGGCAGCUGCCACGUACCUGGUACAGAACAGCGCCUUGAGCUGCCUGGUGGCUGAGCGCCUGUGUGAGCUGUACAGCGCCGUCCCUGCCUCGGCCGACCCUGCAGACGUCCUCUCCCUGGAGAGAGCCAGCUGGAGGUUGCAGAACAAGGCUGCCGACGAGGGGUCUUUCCCAGGGAAGGCGAGCCUGGAUGCUUUCUUCAGCUGGCUGGAUUACUGUGAUCACCUCGUGAGAGAAGCCCACCCGGUCGUUGCAGAUGCUGUAACAGAGGCCAUUGGUGAAAAGCUUUUCCGGGGCAUCCUGCAGCCACAGCUCUUGCAGAUGUCAGAACUUGGCAUCCUCACCUCCACCGCAAUGCUGACCGCCAUAGUGAGGCAGAUCGGCGCUCCUGCCCUGCUCCGGACGCUGGUGGAGUUCCUGCUGGGCACAGAGAGGCAGCCAGAAGCCGUCCCUGACUCUCCGCAGCAGCAUCUCCUCCGUGCUCAGUUGAUAAAGCACUGCAACCACCUGUCUGAUGAGAUCAGCCUCACGACCCUGCGGAAGCCGCACGAGCACAUCGUGUACAGCCUGGUGCUGAGAAACCUGGAGGGGCGGAGCUACAUCCUGCACAGCCCGCCGGGGCAGGAGGAGCGGAGCAGCCAGGAGCAGGAACACGAGGAGGAUGCUCUGGAGCUGGAGGAGGAUCCCUAUUUCACCGAUGGCUUUCCAGAUACAGGCCUCCGGACGUCGAAAAAGCCAACGUCGCCCUCUCCGCGGGGGCCUGCCCGGCCUAGCGAGACGACCGAAGUGAAUGAGAUUGUUCUCAGUUUCCUGGGCCUGGUUCCCGACGAGGCCAAGACCUCGUCCUGCCUGGAGGAGGCAGGCUACGACACGUAUGUGCACGAUGCUUUAGGGCUGUUUCAGGAAUGCUGCGCCAACGUGUCCUCCUGGAACUGGCCUCGGGCUCCAAGACCCCUGGAGGCGUGUGACCCCCACGCAGCGUUUUACGAGGGCCACUUCCUGAAGGUGCUGUUCGACCGGAUGACCCGGAUCCUGGAUCAGCCCUACGGACUGAACCUCCAGGUGACGUCUGUGCUGUCCCGCCUGGCCCUCUUCCCACACCCGCACCUCCACGAAUACCUCCUGGACCCCUACCUGAACCUGGCCCCCGGCUGCCGAACGCUCUUCUCCGUACUCAUCCGGGUGAUCGGAGACCUGAUGCAGAGGAUCCAGCGGGUGGCCCAGUUCCCAGCUAAGCUGCUGCUGGUGCGGAGACAGUUAAUGGGGCUGGCCCCUGAAGAGCAGAUGGAUCACGUGACCCUCUUGCAGGGAGUGGUGGUGCUGGAGGAGUUUUGUAAGGAGCUGGCAGCCGUCGCCUUUGUGAAAUUCCCCCCCGAGGGCCCAGCGUGAGCCCAGCCGCCCCGGCCCCCUCACCUGCUCCGUGGGGAGAAGACCAGCGCGCACGGCAGGG